Messenger RNA from Hirsutella rhossiliensis, 255 nucleotides. RefSeq names its product heavy-metal-associated domain-containing protein. Gene Ontology annotation, cellular component: cytosol. Lineage: Eukaryota; Fungi; Ascomycota; Sordariomycetes; Hypocreales; Ophiocordycipitaceae. The record is from RefSeq and is a predicted model, not a curated record. The coding region runs from base 1 to 255 and encodes 84 amino acids. Gene Ontology annotation, molecular function: metal ion binding; copper chaperone activity. The transcript is spliced from 2 exons. Gene Ontology annotation, biological process: copper ion transport.
AUGGCUGAGACGCACACGUACGACUUCAGCAUCACCAUGACCUGCGGCGGCUGCUCCGGCGCCGUGGACCGCGUCCUCAAGAAGCUCGACGGCGUCGAAAGCUACGACGUCUCGCUCGAGAACCAGACGGCCCAUGUCGUCACCUCGUUGCCGUACGAGACGGUGCUGGAGAAGAUUGUCAAGACGGGCAAGAAGGUCAACUCGGCCAAGGCCGACGGCGUGGAGAAAUCGGUCCAAGUCCCCGCCGCAGCAUGA